AUGGCCGACGAGCCGAUGGAGACUACGUGGAUGGGUGUCGCCUGUGCAGCGGCAGGUGCGGUAAUGAUCCCGCUAUUAUUGCAUCGUAUUUUCUUUCCUAAGAAAGUGGAUCAUGAGACGUCGGCAGGCAAUUGCUCGCUUGAUGAAUAUAUAACAAAGCACGGAAUGAAUGAAUUGGAUGCAAAAUUUCAAGUAGCUGUGGACUUUAUUGCUGCAAGAGGCAGCAACAAAAUGACAAAUGAGCAGAAAUUGACACUAUAUGCGUUUUAUAAGCAAGCGCACUUUGGUAAGUGCAGUGUGGAUAGACCAUCUGCAGUGGAUAUGGUGGGCUCUGCCAAGUGGGAGAGUUGGAAAGGUUUGGGUGACAUGAGUCAAGAGAUGGCCAAACAGCAGUAUUUUGAGUGGGUGCAGGAGUUGUUUGAAGAGUUUGACGUGCAUGGUCCAAAGAGAUGGCGCUCAUCGUUGGCUUCAUCGUCGAAGGCGACCAGUGACUCCAUGUCGCUAGAUAACGAAAUGUUGAUGUCUAGAGCUGUUAGUACACCGAAAGUGGACAUGUCGACGGAGGAGUGGAAGGUUAAAGACGAUAUUUUUUACUGUGCGAGCACGGGAAAUUUGGACAAGCUUUUACCUGUUUUGGACAAGGGAGAAGACAUCAACGCUCAGGAUCUCGACGGGCGAACCAUGAUGCACUGGGCUGUUGACCGUAACCAGCAAUCGGUAGUGGAGGAGCUGCUGCGUCGUGAAGCGUCGCCAAAUAUUCAGGACGGUGACGGUAUGACACCUUUGCAUUAUGCGGCGAGUUGCGAGCAUGAAGAGAUGGCACAGUUGCUGGUAAAGCAUGGUGCGCUAGUAGACGUGAAAGACCUGGACGGCGACACCCCGCUCAUGACGGCCUGCAAUGAAGUGCUUCGAUUGAUCAUGGCUGAUGGCUUAACUCGUGACCUUCAGUAA
Molecule: messenger RNA, 951 nt
Organism: Peronospora belbahrii
Lineage: Eukaryota; Oomycota; Peronosporomycetes; Peronosporales; Peronosporaceae
Source: the annotation of a GenBank genome assembly